Messenger RNA from Pisolithus orientalis, 1613 nucleotides. RefSeq names its product pyridoxal phosphate-dependent transferase. The record is from RefSeq and is a predicted model, not a curated record. Gene Ontology annotation, cellular component: cytoplasm. Gene Ontology annotation, molecular function: pyridoxal phosphate binding; kynureninase activity. Gene Ontology annotation, biological process: NAD+ biosynthetic process. The transcript has 7 exons. The coding region runs from base 261 to 1613 and encodes 450 amino acids. Lineage: Eukaryota; Fungi; Basidiomycota; Agaricomycetes; Boletales; Pisolithaceae.
CAUUAGCAUGAGAACCGUGAAUUAAUUUGGGAGCGCGAUACACUGCGGGCACUGAUGUAUGAUACACACUAAAGAACACUACAUGUAUCGACAACCUCUGAACAGGGCGAACGAUCCCGCGCACGCUCGCGGUGCAAGCUUGGCGUCGACGGUUCUCACGGCCGUCGGACUUAAGAUAACAUUCCGAUUGAUUACGGUGAAGUAGACUCGUCCAACAAUCUAUCGACUGAAUUACCGUCAUUCAGUCGUCUUCACAAAAUAUGACCACGGUUGGUCAUGAAGACCUAGGCGCUGCUCUCGCUGAGGACGAGUUUGUUAUCCCCACUUACAAUGAUAUCGGUGCAGAUGUCCCCGAAGAGAUCGCUAGUCAGCGAUGUACCUACCUAUGUGGUAAUUCACUAGGCCCCUUAGCUAAGCGAUCGCAAUUCUUGAUCCAAGAAGAACUCUGUGUAUGGGCAACGCGAGCCGUAGAGGGCCACUUUGACCACCCACACGGCCGCGAAUGGAUGACCAUUGCCGACACCGUCACACCCCUGUUGGCAGAUCUGGUUGGCGCCAAGGAUAAGGAAGUCGCCUGUAUGGGCACUCUGACUGCGAACUUACACCUGAUGAUGUCCGCAUUCUACAAACCCACUCCCAAUCGCUACAAGAUUCUAUGUGAAGGGAAAGCGUUUCCGUCAGACCAGUACGCCUUCGCAUCUCAAGCACUCUUCCACGGCUAUGACCCGAAAGACGCGAUAGUCGAACUUGGUCCCCGUGAGGGCGAGUUUACCCUCAGAAGUUCAGAUGUCCUAGAUGUGAUCGUUAAGCAAGGCUCGUCUAUUGCAUUGGUCAUCUUCAGUGGCGUACAAUACUAUACUGGCCAAUGGUUCCCCAUGAAAGAGAUCACCGAAGCUGCCAAGGAUCAGGGAUGCAUUUGUGGCUGGGAUCUGGCCCAUGCUAUUGGAAACGUUCCCUUGUCAUUGCACGAUUGGGAUGUCGAUUUCGCGGUAUGGUGCUCAUAUAAAUACCUCAACUCGGGGCCUGGUGGAAUCGGCGGACUUUUUGUGCAUGAGAGGUGGGAAUCUACCAAAACGCCACAAUUUGCGGGUUGGUGGGGACACGACCCCACCACGCGGUUUCUGAUGCCCCCCGACUUUUCUCCGAUACCUGGCGCACAAGGAUUUCAGCAAUCAAACCCCUCAGUGCUCACUACCGUUUCCCUGCUCGGCAGUUUGCAAGUGUUCAAACGAGUGGGCAUGAUGAAACCACUUCGGGAGCGGUCAGUUUCGCUUACGGCUCACCUGGAGGUGCUGUUGCGUCAAACGGGAUUCUAUGUAUCCUCACAUGAGGCCGCGAAAUAUUCACCCGAUGAUCCUCCAAGAUUCACGAUUAUCACACCCGUGGAACGUGAAUCGCGAGGGGCACAGUUGUCACUUCUAUUUCUCCCGACCGAGUCAAAUGUCAUGGAGAGGGUACUCAGCCACCUCAAAUCGGCGGGAGUCAUCGGAGACGAAAGAAAACCAGACGUAAUUCGACUCACACCCGCACCAUUGUAUAAUACUAAGAGGGACUGCGAACGUGCUGCCGAGGUCUUAAAGAGAGCCUUUGAAGCGAUAAGCAAGUCGACUUAG